CCUAUGAGGUAAGCAACCUGAGGUAGGGUUGCUAUGGAGAAAGGUAACGAGCAGGUCAUGAAAAUUGACAGUGAUCAGAUCAUACACCUUGAUUACAGAGAUUUUGGACGUUGGAAGGUUGAAAAGUUUGCUCGUUAUGUUAGCAACCUACUGCUCGCCCGUCGAAAUGUAGACUUGCACACAUUCUAUCUACAUUGGGAUCCUCAUGUUCCCCUGAAUUGCAAUGAUCUCAGAUUGUGGAUUCGCUAUGCGGUGAAUCAUAAUGUUAAAGUGCUUGAUGUGGAACUUUGUCUGUAUGAUAAGACUAAUUUACCUCCUGGCAUUUUCACCUGCCGCUCACUUCAGGAGCUAAAUUUGCAGUGGGGUGGAGCUCCUUAUCGAGAUUAUGAACAUAAGGGACUUGUGCUGCCUGACAUAAUCAAGCUUCCUUCUCUAAAAAAAUUGACUCUACGUGAUGUGGAAGUGGAUGAGCUUUCUCUGAGCAGUUUCACUGACCGGAGCCCUGGCCUAGAAGACUUGCAUUUGAUAGAUUCUGUAACGUAUCUUAAACGCAUAGCUUCAAAAGCACUAAAAAGGCUGACACUUGAUGGUUCCAUGUAUGGAUUUGAGAGCCUUGAAAUUUCUGCCCCUCAUCUCAUUAGCUUUGAGUGCACAGGUUGUUCACUGAAUGAUAUUUCCUGGAGAGACCAGCCAUCCCUAGAGAGAGCACGCAUAGAUACUUGGGGGCCUACAUUUUGUGAUGAAUCUAGGUUCACAGAGGUUCUUGUGUAUGCCAAAGAACUUGCAUUAUUUGGUUCUGACAUAAAGGUUAUGCUGGAAAAGGAGCUGCCUACAUGUUCAGUGUUUCAGAACCUUACAACUCUUGAACUUGGUAGAUGGGAUUUAACCAAGGACUUGUACGCCGUGCUUCGCUUUCUGCAGCUUUCACCAAGACUUGAAGAACUAACUUUGAUGCAUGGACCGCCUGACAAAGGAGCAGAAACAGAUGGUAUGCCAACUGACGGGGUGACCUUCCAAUGCCCACUCCUUGGAAGUGUCAUCAUUCAGUGUUCAGAGGGCGACGUUGGAAUUGAUAAGUUGGUGAAUGCUCUGGUAGCGAACGGGAUUAGUUCAGACAAGAUAACGGUUACUUCGUGUGAAGAUAUAAACAACAAGGCUCAUGCUGAGAAGAUCCGUGCCGAAGAGGAACGGCCGAAGAAGAGGGUGAAGGAAAAUCCAGAAUGGGAAGAUGAUGACCCCAGCAGCGAGCAGAGUGACCCCGACAGCGAGCAGAGUGGCGGUGACAGCGAAAAGAGUGACCCUGAAAGCGACGAAUCCGACGAUUUUGAUGACUUUUGAGGAGUACCAUGAAAUUUGUUGAUCCCUGCAGGGUUACUUUUUACCCACCAAUAGUAGCCCUUUUGUUCACAUUCAUCUUUGAUCA
Lolium perenne is the source of this 1423-nucleotide messenger RNA. RefSeq names its product F-box protein At4g22280. Lineage: Eukaryota; Viridiplantae; Streptophyta; Magnoliopsida; Poales; Poaceae. The record is from RefSeq and is a predicted model, not a curated record.